Molecule: messenger RNA, 1723 nt
Organism: Brassica napus (rape)
Lineage: Eukaryota; Viridiplantae; Streptophyta; Magnoliopsida; Brassicales; Brassicaceae
Product: 3-hydroxyisobutyryl-CoA hydrolase 1-like
Exons: 8
Coding region: 376-873 (165 amino acids)
Biological process (GO): L-valine catabolic process
Molecular function (GO): 3-hydroxyisobutyryl-CoA hydrolase activity
Source: RefSeq, a predicted model, not a curated record
CUAAACAGACCAAAGCAACUGAAUGCUCUAAACUCCAACAUGGUAUUGAAUUUUUCCCUUGUUAUUUCUUCCUCCCAUCGUACGUGCACUAGUUUACAUAUUUGGCUUGAAUCAAUCUUCUCUAGAUCACUCGGUUGAUGCAAAUGUUCCUUGAAUAUGAGGAAGACCCUAAUGUGAAAAUCGUCAUCCUAAAGGUAAUCUGUAUCCUUAUCUUUUCCGGUUUGCACACACUAAAUAUCUUUCCCACAGGGUCAGGGAAGAGCCUUUUGUGUUGGUGGCGAUCCUCUACCUGUUUUUCGUGACAUCGUCAUACAAGGCAAGUCAUGGAGAGUCGGUGCGGAUUUCUUCUCAGAACAAUACAAGCUCGACCAUAUCAUGGCCACGUAUAGCAAAGUUCAGAUUUCAAUUUUAAAUGGUAUUGUCAUGGGAGGCGGAGCUGGUAUCUCCGUCCAUGGUCGGUUCCGUAUUGCAACUGAGAAAACGGUUUUUGCCAUGCCUGAGACAGAACUGGGGCUCUUUCCAGAUGUAGGCGCCUCAUACUUCUUGUCAAGGCUCCCUGGAUUUUUUGGAGAGUAUGUUGGCCUCACUGGAGCUAGGUUAGAUGGGGCCGAAAUGCUUGCUUGUGGUCUUGCAACUCAUUUUGUGCCUUCAUCGAGGUUGACUGCAUUAGAAGCAGAUCUUUGCAAAGUUGGUUCAAGUGAUCCAGUUACCUUUGCCUCAGCAAUUCUCAAUGCAUACACUAAGCAUCCGAAAUUGAAACAGCAUAGUGCUUACUACAGGCAAGUGUAUAACAUUUUUUUUCAUCUACUCCUUUUACUUGUAUUUGAGUUCGAUGGAUAUCUUUUGUCAUGUCAACAUAGCAAGCAUUCCUAAAACAAUAUUUUCUACGAUUUGGUCAUGAUUGUAUUUUCAAGUAAUAUUUGAACCUUGUACCGGUUUGAGCUUUCAAUAGUUCUUUACGCAGGUUAGAUGUUAUUGAUAGGUGCUUCUCGAGAAGAACAAUGGAAGAGAUUAUAUCUGCACUUGUAAGUUUUUUUCAUUUAUGUAAUGGAAAAGUUGGCUUGCAUGCAUUCCUGAGUUGACUGAGUUACAUUUGUACAAUACUAUCUACCAUCAUAUGUGUUCGUUAGGAGAAAGAGGCCAUUGAAAAGCCAAAUGAAUGGAUCUCAGCUACCAUUCGAGCUUUGAAGAAGGCAUCACCAGCAAGCCUUAAAAUCUCUCUAAGAUCGGUUAGCUUCUCAAAUGUGUCAUGCACGUGUAGUAAUGGGAUAGAACUUGACUCUGUGUAUGAAAUUUCAGAUAAGAGAAGGGCGGUUUCAGGGGGUGGAACAGUGUCUUAUCCGUGAGUAUAGAAUGGUGUGUCAUGUGUUGAAAAGAGAAAUAAGCAAAGAUUUUGUGGAGGGUUGUAGAGCCGUGGUGAUAGACAAAGAUAGGAACCCAAAGUGGGAGCCACGGAGUCUGGAAGAAAUGAAGGAUAACAUGGUGGAGAGGUACUUCGAGAGAGUGGAUGAAGAGGAUGGAUGGGAGGAUCUAAAGCUUUCACCAAGGAAAAACUUGCCUGCUUUAAUAAUCGCAAAGCUGUGAACUAGAGAAGGUGGUGAAGCUGAUGUGUGAUCGUUCGUUGGUUGGAGCUCAAAUUUCAUUGGUUGUCACGCGACCGUUUCCUGAUGUUUUUUUUUUUGGUGUAAAACUUCUUUUUAAGAUGUGUAAAACUUGUGAUAAA